Messenger RNA from Oncorhynchus keta (chum salmon), 2290 nucleotides. RefSeq names its product beta-1,3-galactosyltransferase 2-like. The record is from RefSeq and is a predicted model, not a curated record. The transcript has a single exon. Gene Ontology annotation, cellular component: membrane. The coding region runs from base 720 to 1679 and encodes 319 amino acids. NCBI's taxonomy places the organism in Eukaryota, Metazoa, Chordata, Actinopteri, Salmoniformes, Salmonidae. Gene Ontology annotation, molecular function: N-acetyl-beta-D-glucosaminide beta-(1,3)-galactosyltransferase activity.
UAACUGUGUAACAUCACUAUCUUGAUGUGAACUUGUUUUAAACUAAUAUGGAAAUGUAAAGAUAUUUGCAAAAGGAACAGGACUGAAACUAGAUGGCUUGUAAAAAGCGAAACCUUCCUGACACGACAUGGUCUACAGGAGCUACUCGCCACAAACCACUGUCUGUAUCUGACACCAUGGUGUACGAAACGUCUGAUCAUUUCACAAGGCUUCACUUGUACUUGUUUUUGAAAGAAAAGCACGUAUUUUUGUCCAUUAAAAUAGCAUCAAAUUGAUCAGAAAUACAGUGUAGACAUUGUUAAUGUUGUAAAUGACUAUUGUAGCUGGAAACAACAGAUUUGUUAUAGAAUAUCUACAUAGGAGUACAGAGGCCCAUUAUCAGCAACCAUCACUCCUGUGUUCCAGCUUGUUUUUGGUUUGUUAAGAUUGACCUCCAUUUUGUUUUUUUUCUAGUGACACAUAUCCCGAUGUAAUGAUCAGUCACUGGGGGACGUGCACCAAGAUCUUCCUGGUACUGGUGUUGCUGAGGGUCAUAUACUAUACCGUUCUGGAAUAUCCCAACAACCCAAACCCCCCCCUACCAGCGUCCCCGUUCCAGGAGGACUCCAGACCCUUCAAGAGGAGAGGACUUGUCCUCCGAGAGCAUCAGUUCAACGACUGAUGAUGAAUCAACACAUUAUGUGGAAUUUGAAACUCCAGACAACAAGGACAAACCUACAAUGUAUGUUGACGUUGAACCACAAGCUGAAUCAGAAGUUUACCUGGACACAAUAUCCAUUCAGGACUGGCCAUCAAUAACACCGACCACUGGACUGGCCACUCCUCCUCCGUAUGUGUCCCCAGGACCGUACCAUGUAGAAUACCCAUCAGAGUACAUCUUCAUCCUGGAUGAGCCAGAGAAAUGCCGGGAGCAGAACCCCUUCCUGGUUCUGAUGGUGCCAGUGGCGCCCUAUAACAGGGAGGCUCGUGAGGCCGUCCGCAGGACUUGGGGCAGUGAGAGGCAGGUACUGGGCAGAGAGGUUCGUCUGUUCUUCCUGCUGGGACUGUCCAGUGGAGAGGAGACAGAGCAGCUCCAGGAGAAGGUGCUGCAGGAGAGCAAAGAGCACCAGGAUCUGCUGCAGAGCGACUUCAUAGACAGCUACAAAAACCUGACCAUCAAGACCAUGGUGAUGAUGGAGUGGCUGAGCUCUCGAUGCCCCAACGCCUCCUACGCCAUGAAGAUCGACUCAGACAUGUUCCUCAACGUGAAGACCUUGGUCAACAUGCUGCUUCACGCUCCAACGCAGAACUACAUGACUGGACUAGUGGCUCAAUGGGGAGCCGUUCUAAGAGACCGUAACUCCAAAUGGUACCUUCCAAUGGAGGUGUUUCCUGAACCAGUAUAUCCACCUUAUGCUCUGGGCCUGGGCUAUGUCUUCACCUUAGACCUCCCCAGGAAGCUGGUGGAGGCGUCCAGGCAUGUUAAAGCCGUCUACAUAGAGGAUGUGUAUCUGGGACUGUGUAUGAGACACCUGGGCAUCCGGCCUACUGACCCCCCCAGUGGAAACCUCUUCCAGGGGUAUGCAGGAGCCCAGGACCGCUGUCACUACAUGGCUGUUAUCACGACCAUCCUCGACACUCCUCAGGAGCUUCUGGACGUAUGGAGAAACUUGCACCAACCUGGGCCUGUCUGUCAUUGAAAACAGCACUCUGGGAAAGACAAAUAGCCUUGAGGUUAUUAGAGGGAUCACCUUAUCCCUGUGUUUCUGUGGGUGUGGUAGAGAAGGAUCACCCUAUCUCUGUGGGUGUGUUAGAGAAGCAUCACCUUAUCUCUGUGGGUGUGGUAGAGAAGGAUCACCUUAUCUCUGUGUUUCUGCAGUGGUGGAAAAGGUACUUAAUCAUCACACUGUAGUAAAAGUAGACGGCACUAUUUUCUAGUUUUUUAGAGACAUAAUUUACAAACAAAGCAUUUGUGUUUAGUGAGUCCUCCAGAUCAGAGGCAGUAGGGAUGACCAGGGAUGUUCUCUGUUUAGUGAGUCCUCCAGAUCAGAGGCUAGUAGGGAUGCCCAGGGAUGUUCUCUGUUAAGUGAGUCCUCCAGAUCCGAGGCAGUAGGGAUGACCAGGGAUGUUCUCUGUUUAGUGAGUCCUCCAGAUCAGAGGCAGUAGGGAUGACCAGGGAUGUUCUCUGUUUAGUGAGUCCUCCAGAUCAGAGGCUAGUAGGGAUGCCCAGGGAUGUUCUCUGUUUAGUGAGUCCUCCAGAUCCGAGGCAGUAGGGAUGACCAGGGAUGUUCUCUGUUUAGUGAGUCCUCCA